Molecule: messenger RNA, 3704 nt
Organism: Gigantopelta aegis
Lineage: Eukaryota; Metazoa; Mollusca; Gastropoda; Neomphalida; Peltospiridae
Product: extracellular serine/threonine protein kinase FAM20C-like
Exons: 8
Coding region: 523-2091 (522 amino acids)
Biological process (GO): protein phosphorylation
Cellular component (GO): Golgi apparatus
Molecular function (GO): protein serine/threonine kinase activity
Source: RefSeq, a predicted model, not a curated record
CUUGUAUUUAAUAAUAAAUAGCCACCUGAGAGUUUACUGUGGCCCUAUGAAUGCGAGUGUAGUGUCGACUGAUAGGUGGCCGUCACGGGUGUUCGGAGGUCAGGUGGGAAUGUUUAAUAACAAGAGAACACGCCUAUUAUCAAGCUAGCUACUAAACUUUGUAAAGACUUAUUUAUACCUCUGUACACAAACACUCGUUCCAAGUGGACUGUUUCAUCCAGCGACACUCGUUUAACACUGACCUAAGAAAAAGAAAAAAAGUUUUAAAAGGAGCACACAUAUUUUUCUUGUUUUAUCUUUUUUCUUCGUAGUUCACACGAUUAUCCGAGCAGGCAUGACUGGCUUCAGGAAGAUCUGACGAACGAAAACAGAACUGACACGACAGCUGCCGGAGCGAGCGCGAGACGUUUUUUUCCGCCAAUGCUGAGCAGACGACAAGCAUGGUGUCGCGAGGCUUGAGUGACUAGAAAACAUGGAGCCCGAGCGGGUCCCGUCUCCAGCUAGUAAACUCCGUUCGCCAGAAUGAUACUCAAGUACAGGUAUCUACUCGGCGGCUUGGCUGUGUGGGCGACGUUGUCGACGGCGUCGAUUUUGUAUUUCAGUUUCACUAACCUGAGAUACGACGUGGUUAGCGGCGAUGACGAAAGUCCGUCACGCGUGCUGUACGCUGCACACUUACCAGCGGCGCGGAAGAGACUGAAUAAAAGCAACUACAACUACAGCUACAGCAACAACCUCAGCCCCGACGUCGAUCAACUGACAGAGAAAGAUAUGUUCGUAAAUCCCGUACACGUGAAUGUAAACAGAAAUCCGAAGACAAAAAAAACUGUGAUGAAAAACGGAAUGUUUCAGCCAAACUAUACAGACAUGAAUGUGGAUAUGUUUUUGAGGACUUUGAGCAAGCAGGAUAAAGCCGUCUUACGUGUAAAUAACUCCAGAGAACAUUAUCCUUCUUAUUUGAAACAGAUUCGAGAAAAACCAGAAAAACGAAACUCACCCAGACUUCCAUCGUAUAAAAAAUAUACUGGAUCAACUCACUGGGAGACCUUCCACAAGGGGAUACGCCAGGACUCCCUGUAUGACCCCGACGACCCCGUCAUUGAAGCGCUUCUCAAGGACAUAUCUCUUCUACCCAUCACUGAUGUCGAACAAAAGGAAGGUGGGACACAGUUGAAAUUGAUCAUAACCUUUGAAGACGAUGGCCAAACGCUUUUUAAACCAAUGAGGUUUUCACGUGACACAGAGACUCUUCCAAAUCACUUCUACUUCUCAGAUUAUGAACGCCACCACGCUGAGAUAGCCGCCUUUCACCUAGAUAGAAUUCUUGGGUUUUACCGUAUUCCCCCAACCACUGGGCGCACUGUCAACAUGACCUCGGAGCUCAAGCAAACUGCGAACCACAAAUUACAGAAAACGUUUUUCAUAUCACCUGUUAACAAUCUAUGUUUCACCGGAUCGUGUUCAUAUUACUGUGAUUCGGGUCACGCUAUUUGUGGAAAUCCCGAUAUGCUCGAAGGAUCAUUCGCAGCCUUUCUACCGCCUACAAAAAUGGCAUCCAGAAAGACUUGGAGAAAUCCUUGGAAACGGUCGUACAGCAAACACCGAAAAGCAUACUGGGAAGUUUAUGAUGACCUGUGUGAAAAGGUGCGGAAUAGACCGCCAUACAACUCUGGGCGAAGGUUGUUGGAUCUCAUGGAUUUGGCCGUGUUUGAUUUCUUGCAAGGCAAUUUGGACCGUCAUCAUUAUGAGACGUUUGUAGAUUUUGGAAAUGACACAUUCCUUCUUCAUCUUGAUAAUGGCAGAGGAUUUGGUAAACAGACUCACGACGAGCUAUCGUGCCUGGCGCCAGUCACCCAGUGCUGUUUGGUCAGGAAGUCGACCUUCCUCAAACUGGUCAAGUUUUACCUGGGUCCGGACAGUCUGAGUAGCCUCAUGAGACGAUCGAUGGUGGCGGACCCAGCCAGUCCCGUGUUGACGGAACUCCACAUGGACGCGCUCGACAGGAGAGUGGUCAAAAUACUGUCCGUGCUAGCAGACUGUGUUCACAAAGGAAAAUCCAUAAGUAAGGUCAUUGUUGACGACAAAAUCUGAGGUCCCGGUUACCGGCUAUUCAUAAUAAGGAUGUGUCUGUCUGUUGAAACUGUUAUUAAAUUCGUCUUACAGGUAACUGUGCAGGAGGAGUGUCUACAAUGUGGCGGUGAUGUUUCUAAGGGGUGAUGCUCUCCUAAAAUUUUUUAUUUUAAAAACCCAAAUACAUUUCAUUUGGAACAGGGGAGGGGAUGGGGGAACCGAACCAUUUGAUUUCACGGACUCCGUUAAUGUCCAAGCUAUGGGUGGAAUGGAAUUAUUAUUCAGUUAGAAUUAUUAUAAAAAUUGAAGAUGAUAAUUGUUGACUUUCAUGCAAGUAUGAAGCACGUAACCGCUUUCAUACGCCGUUCAUACAGUCACGUGUUUGAAGCGAUUCACUGCUUCAUACUUAAAUGAACGUCAAAGAAUAUCACGUUAUUUACCAAUAAGUGCAACAUAGCCUCCAGUUCACUAGGAGCAAGACAUUUUAAUUACGAGUUUCAAGCGCUUUAGACACAAGUUGUACAUGGUUAGAGUGUUUGUUACGAGUAUCAAGCGCUUUAGACACAAACUGUACAUUGUUAGAGUGUUUAUUACGAGUAUCGAGCGCUUUAGACACAAGCUGUACAUGGUUAGAGUGUUUAUUACGAGCAUCAAACACUUUAGACACAAGUUGUACAUGGUUAGAGUGUUUAUUACGAGUAUCAAGCGCUUUAGACACGAGCUGUACGUGGUUAGUAUGUUUAUUAAGGGUAUCACGCGCUUUAGACACAAGCUGUCCGUGGUUAGAGUGUUUAUUAAGAGUAUCACGCUCUUUAGACAGAAGCUGUACGUGGUUAGAGUGUUUAUUAAGAGUAUCAAGCGCUUUAGACACAGGCUGUACGUGGUUAGAGUGUUUAUUAAGAGUUCACGCGCUUUAGACACAAGCUGUACAUGGUUAGUGUGUUUAUUACGCAGCAUUCUUAACAAAAUAUUCCAUAUUAAAAUAUGAUUACUUUAUUCUGUAAGCAUUGACCUUAAAAGCAAUAAGACUUAUUAUCCUCCAAUAUGUAUUGAAUUACCCUUGUGUUUUAGAUUUAACGAUAUAGCGCAUAAAUAUUAAAACAUAAUUUAUGUAAUGUCCAUCUUGAUCAGACUGUCACAUGAUCUCACUUAUUUAACUGAAUGAAUGAGGCCACAAUCUCCUACUCCCCCCCCCCCUCCACCCCCACCCCCAAUCAUUCCAACCAGUGCUACGUGACAGAUGGAAUGUGCUGUGCCGUCUGUGGGAAAGUGCUUAAUCAAAAAAGAUUGUCGGAUUGUUUUGUGAUGCCCCCCGGCUAUAUACCACGACCGCCUAGGUGAAACCAAGGUGUGCUGCCAGAGAGUGUUCAGUUCAUAUGUCAUUUUGUUACCAGUAUUUUUAUCUCUUUUAUUAACGUCAUAUAAUUACUUUUAUGAAAAUGUGUUCACGCUGCCGUGCUGGUGAAGCGAGGUACAAGUUUAAAACUUGUUCACUGGAUAUUUUAACGUGCAAACAUUCCAUAAUAAAAUUUCCACAGGUUGGUCAAACCGACGGUCUUGAUACCAUGUUUUGGGGAUUGUUUGUUUGUGGGGUUUUUUGUUGUUGUUUUUGUGGGGGGGGGGGGGGGGGGGGG